CUCCCUCUCUCCAACUUUUUUCUUCUUUUUUCUCGUUCCACUCCUCUUUCUUUGCUUGUAUUGGCUGUGGUCUUUUUUUAAAAAAAAAAACAAAAAACAAAAAACGCCCAUGUGCUUUUGUUUUGGUUGCUGUUGAGAACUGCAAGAAGAGAAACCAAAAUAAAGAAAGAAAAAGAAGAAUCAUCUUAUGUUCCCCAAUACUUGCUUAUUUUAACUACUAGAAAGUAAGAAACUCUCACCUCUCACCUUCUCUUCCCCAUUAUAACUAGCUUAUUAUUACCCACUCUCUCAAACUUUUAUUUUCUUUUUCCUCUUUUCUAGCUGAGUGAAACUCUUUCAUUCCCAAACGCCACUGAAGAAAUGACUAAAGAAGAAGACUUUAAGCUCCUUAAGAUCCAGACUUGUGUUCUCAAAGUGAACAUACACUGUGAUGGGUGUAAGCAGAAAGUGAAGAAACUCCUUCAGCGGAUUGAAGGUGUUUACCAAGUAAACAUAGAUGCAGAGCAACAGAAGGUCGCAGUAUCAGGAAGUGUAGACUCUGCAACUUUGAUUAAGAAGUUAGUCAGAGCUGGUAAACAUGCUGAGGUUUGGUCCCAGAAGUCCAACCAAAACCAAAACCAAAACCAAAAGGGCAACUGCAUCAAAGAUGACAAGAACAACAAAGGCCAAAAACGAAGCAUCCUCAAAGGCCUAGAAGCCUUAAAGAACCAGCAGAAGCUCCCUGUUGCAUUCGGCUCUGAAGAAGAUGAUGACUAUUUUGAUGAUGAUGAUGAUGAAGAUGAUGAGGAGGAGGAUGAGCUCGGGUUUCUCGUACCAAGACUUGGCCUUCUCAGGCAGCAAAUUGAGGCAAGCAAUGCAAAGAAAAAUAUUGGAUCCAUGGCAGCAGCUCCCAACAAUGGUAAUAAUAAGAUGAACAACAAUGUUGGGAACGGGAAUGCCCAAAAGAAAGGAACCCCAAACCCAAAUCAGAACAUGGGAAUGAAGGUUAAUCCAGGUGAGAUAGAUCAACAAGCCAUGGCGGCUUUGAAAAUGAACAGUACCCAAUUAGGAGGUGGAAACAUCAAUUCUGGUGAAGGGAAAAGGGCAAAUGACAUUGCAACCAUGAUGAACCUUGCUGGUUUUAAUGGAAAUGUUGGUAAUAUUCCUAAUUCAGCUACUGCUACUGGGUUGGGAUGCAAUCCCAAUGGUUUAGGAGGGUUUCAACAAGUUCAAUCCAAUAUGGGAUAUCAAGGAUCAUCUGGAGGAGAGUUCCCUAGUGGUUUAUAUGCCGCAGGGCAACAUCCAUCAGCUACGAUGAUGAAUAUGAAUGGGUAUAACCAUCCAGCAGCAGCAGCAUCCAUGAUGAUGAACAUGCAAAACAGGCAUAUAAUGCAGCAGCAGCAACAGCCACCUCAACCGCAGAUGAUGUAUCACAGGUCUCCUUUUAUUCCACCUAACACUGGCUAUUACUAUAACUACAGCCCUGCCCCUUGUACUGAGCAACCCAAUUACAGUAUUGGUAACUCUGCAGCAACCCACAUGUUCAGUGAUGAAAACACUAGCAGCUGUUCAAUAAUGUAAUUGAGAGAGAAUGUAGGAAUCCCCUCCCCCCCCCCAAAAAAAAAAAAUAAAGGAAUACUAUGGUGAUUUGUCUUGAAAAUUAAGUGGAGUUAGUGGGCUUUUGACAGUAUUCCCUGGUGGAUGUCCUGUGGAGGGAAUAGAUUGGAAUGGGAGAUAGGACGUCUCAGUGAAUCUUAUCAGUGUAUUUGUGUAGUUGUUAGGAUGAUGCAUUUUUUUUCUCUUUUUUUUUUAGUUCAACUCUGUCUCCUUGUUUUUUCUACGUUUCAAGACAGACUUUGAUUUGUGGUUUUGCAAACCUCACAGUACUAGUAAAUAAUAAAAAUGGAGUGAUUUAGAAUAUGUAUUUAUAUAAAAAUCGUGCAUUAUCUU
Hevea brasiliensis (rubber tree) is the source of this 1929-nucleotide messenger RNA. Its product is annotated as heavy metal-associated isoprenylated plant protein 37. Bases 361 to 1560 code for a protein of 399 amino acids. Lineage: Eukaryota; Viridiplantae; Streptophyta; Magnoliopsida; Malpighiales; Euphorbiaceae. The record is from RefSeq and is a predicted model, not a curated record. Gene Ontology annotation, molecular function: metal ion binding. The transcript is spliced from 3 exons.